Messenger RNA from Brugia pahangi, 1338 nucleotides. NCBI's taxonomy places the organism in Eukaryota, Metazoa, Nematoda, Chromadorea, Rhabditida, Onchocercidae. The record is from the annotation of a GenBank genome assembly.
AUGGACACGGUGGAGAGAUGGCCAGUGGAAAGUCUGGUCGAUGGAGCUAAGCUCGGUGUUCGUAUGACUGGAGAUUUGGAAUUUCGUGAAGCAGAAAUUUUAUCGAUACGUAUCACACCAGAUCGAAAAUACAGAUUUUAUGUUCAUUAUAUUGAUUGUAAUCGACGGCUGGAUGAAUGGGUUGGUGAGUCGGCGUUAGAUUUAACCAACGUACGCUUUCCACAAAAGGGCGGUAAAGCUCCAAAAAUACAAGUUGAUACAUCUAACAAUUCGCAUACAUCGUCUCCAGACCGUGAAGUGCCUAAAAAAGGUUCAACACGAAAGAGGAAAGUGGUUGGUGAUGCAUCAGAAGUUGUCAAAGCAGAAGAAGCACCUGUGGUACCACGUCCACCAUCACCGUUUCAGGCGGAUAUUAAGGCACCAUCACAACGUGGUUCAAUGUCAAUUAUUGGGCAUAGUGAGGAUGCGUUAACGCGAAUUCGAAACAUUGAAAUGAUUGAAUUAGGACGUUAUCGUAUACAGCCAUGGUACUUUUCGCCUUAUCCACAAGAGCUCACUACGCUCCCUUGCAUUUAUCUUUGCGAAUUUUGCUUGAAAUUCGUCAAAAGUUCCACAUGUCUCAAGCGACAUAUGAUGAAAUGUCAUUUAAAACAUCCACCAGGCAAUGAAAUAUAUCGUUCUGAUAAAUUAUCUUUUUUCGAAAUUGAUGGAAGGAAGAACAAAACGUAUGCUCAAAAUCUUUGUCUCUUGGCAAAGCUCUUUCUGGAUCACAAGACGCUCUAUUAUGAUACCGAUCCCUUCCUGUUCUAUAUUUUAACCGAACAAGACGAUCGUGGUUUUCAUAUCGUUGGAUACUUCUCAAAGGAAAAAGAGUCAGCAGAAGAAUAUAAUGUGGCAUGUAUAUUAGUUUUACCUCCCUAUCAGAAAAAAGGUUAUGGAAGGCUUUUAAUUGAAUUUAGCUAUGAACUUUCAAAAUGUGAGGGAAAGGCUGGAUCACCUGAAAAGCCACUUUCGGAUUUAGGAUUGUUGUCUUAUCGUAGUUUUUGGUCACAAAAAAUCAUUGAAAAACUGGUCCAACAUCGAGAAAGAUGUGAUGAUGGUGAUCAGCUUUAUUUGUCAGUUAAUGAUCUCAGCGAGGAAACAAGCAUACGGAAAGAAGAUAUUAUAUCAACUUUACAACAACUGAACCUAUACAAAUACUACAAAGGACAGUAUGUCAUCGUUUUAAGUAAUGAAUUGUUAGAUGCAUAUCGAAGAAGGCAGCAGAAGCGCCAAGUUCGAAUUGACCCGUCAAAACUUCAUUUUCAACCGAAGGACUGGUCACGAAGGAAAAUAUGA